CAUGGCGGCAGGACGGAGACCUUGCAAUCUCUCCCUGGCCUACCCCAGUGCCAGCAACUCCAGAAUGUGGCAGCUCGGGAGCCUCUUACUGUUGGUGACCAUCUGGGGAACUUCCGGCACACCAGCUUCUCCUGACUCAGUGUUCGCCAGCAGCGAGCGCGCCCACCAGGUGCUACGGAUCCGCAAGCGAGCCAACACCUUCCUGGAGGAGCUCCGGGCCGGCAGCCUGGAGCGGGAGUGCCUGGAGGAGAUCUGUGACUUGGAGGAGGCCCAGGAGAUUUUCCAAAAUGUGGAAGACACACUGGCCUUCUGGGCCAAGUACACCGACGAGGACCAGUGCGCGGCCCCCCCGCCCGAGCACCUGUGCGACAGCCCGUGCUGCGGGCACGGCAAUUGCAUCGACGGCAUCAGGGCCUUCCGCUGCGACUGCGACCCGGGAUGGGAGGGCCGUUUCUGCCAGCACGGUGAGAGGGCCGGCCGCGAAGGUGGUGGUGGGGCCUGGCGUGGGAGGGGGUCUGGGCGCGCCGCGCCAACGUGCCCUCCCGGCGCCCCCUCCCCUGCCCGCCCAGAGGUGAGUUUCUCCAACUGCUCGCUGGACAACGGCGGCUGCGCGCAUUACUGCGUGGAGAAGGAGGGUGGGCGCCGCUGCCGCUGCGCUCCGGGCUACAGGCUGGAGGACGACCACCUGCAGUGCGAGCCCACGGUGAAGUUCCCCUGUGGGAGGCCAGGGAGGCGAAUGGUGAAGAAGUACAAGACGGUGAAACGCAGCACAAAUGAAACUAACCAGAUAGACCCAAGGCUCGUCAAUGGGAAGCUGUCGGUAUGGGGAGAGAGCCCCUGGCAGGUGAUCCUGCUGGACUCCAAGAAGAAGCUGGCAUGUGGGGCAGUGCUCAUCUACACCUCCUGGGUGCUGACAGCGGCACACUGCAUGGAGGACUCGAAGAAGCUCAUUGUCAGGCUCGGGGAGUAUGACCUGCGGCGCCGCGAGAAGUGGGAGGUGGAGCUGGAGAUCAAGGAGGUCUUCAUCCAUCCCAACUACAGCAAAGGCACGUCGGACAACGACAUCGCGCUGCUGCGCCUGUCGCAGCCCGCCAUGCUCUCCCAGACCAUCGUGCCCAUCUGCCUCCCGGACAGCGGCCUCGCGGAGCGCGAGCUCACCCGGGUGGGCCAGGAGACGGUGGUGACCGGCUGGGGCUACCGCAGCGAGAUCAAGAGAAACCGCACCUUCGUCCUCAACUUCAUCAAGAUCCCCGUGGUCCCUCAAAACGAGUGCAUCAAGGCCAUGCACAACAUGAUCUCUGAGAACAUGCUGUGCGCGGGCACCCUUGGGGACUCGCAGGACGCCUGCGAGGGCGACAGUGGGGGGCCUAUGGUUGUGUCCUUCCGCGGCACCUGGUUCCUGGUGGGCCUGGUGAGCUGGGGCGAGGGCUGCGGGCGCCUCCACAACUACGGCGUUUACACCAAAGUCAGCCGCUACCUUGACUGGAUCCACGGCCACAUUAGAGCUGAGGAGGCCUCCCUGGAGGCCCGGGUGCCUUAGCGUCCCUCAGGCUUGCGUCUGGAGCCCAGAGGCUGCUUGAGAAAUGGGGGCUGCAUUGCCGAAGGGGAACAUUUGAGACAUUAAAGGGGACAUGUAACAAGCACAUCAGCCACA
Molecule: messenger RNA, 1654 nt
Organism: Hyaena hyaena (striped hyena)
Lineage: Eukaryota; Metazoa; Chordata; Mammalia; Carnivora; Hyaenidae
Gene: PROC
Product: protein C, inactivator of coagulation factors Va and VIIIa
Exons: 9
Coding region: 2-1540 (512 amino acids)
Biological process (GO): blood coagulation; proteolysis
Cellular component (GO): extracellular region
Molecular function (GO): serine-type endopeptidase activity; calcium ion binding
Source: RefSeq, a predicted model, not a curated record